This is a messenger RNA of Alosa alosa (allis shad), 7815 nucleotides long. RefSeq names its product PHD finger protein 3 (gene phf3). NCBI's taxonomy places the organism in Eukaryota, Metazoa, Chordata, Actinopteri, Clupeiformes, Clupeidae. The transcript is spliced from 16 exons. Gene Ontology annotation, biological process: DNA-templated transcription. Gene Ontology annotation, cellular component: nucleus. Bases 1432 to 6642 code for a protein of 1736 amino acids. The record is from RefSeq and is a predicted model, not a curated record.
UGGUUAGUCUUUCUACCAGCUAGCCGUUAAGGGGGCGUGAACAUACGUAGCUAGCAAGCCUAACGUUAGCCUAUGUUUUGCGAUUCUGAGGCCUUGCUAGCUAGAAGCUAGCCAACAUUAGCUCACUGGCCUCUAACCAUUCGUUGACAUGUCUCUCGGGGCUUGCAGUGUAUACGCCAUGUUUAUUUAGUCUGUAGUGUCACUUUGGUUCUUUGAUGUGACCCCUUUUUUGUAACGUUAGAGAGACCGCUAGCUUAGAUAAAGUCAAUAUCAACGUUAAAGCUGCACGUCAACAUUUUAGUUAGGUAUGCACAGGCUAACCUUAAGUCUGCCAAUUUACGUUAAUAGAUUUGGAGCAAAUUCAACACAAAUGGCAACUAACGAUAUCGAGCUUUUCACGAUACAAUAUUAACUAUGCAUUAGUCUGUUUGGCAAUCAUAUAUAUUUACUGUCUGAACGACGCGCCAGCCAGAACUUUGCCCCGAGGACGAGCUGAGGUUCUACGCUAGCUGGCUAGCUCAGCAGUUAGUCCUCUUGUUUUGCCAUUGAUGUCAACUGAGUUUGUACACUGACAUUACAACAGUUGGCCAGCUAGCUACCUUGCAGGUGCAUUGUUCAGUCAUUGGUUGCAACGUUGCGGUACCGUGCACAAUUAACACUCUUGAUUCCUACCUAACCAAGUAGUCAUUACUUUUCCACUGAAGUUUGCCUUCCAAGGCCUUCGUGGAUAGCUAUGCUGGCUAACAAGUGACUAGCUCUCGACAUGUUGACCGUGUAGCACAGCAUAAUGUGUCCAACAUAACAUUAGCGAGCUAGCCAACGCCGCCAUGCAUGUACUACAGAGAAUUUCUAGUGACAGGGUGCCGUUUGCAUGUGAGCGACUGGUUGUGUAUACAUUAGCGACAAUUGCGUUAUGUUGACGGAAAUUCAUGCUUGUCGAAUAUGUCAGCAUGUUAACUCGGGUCUUUCGAACUUUCGGAGAAAUCAGUCUAAGAUAACGUUAUCUUUAGUUGGCUAACUAAAGUUAGCCAAGUUACAAGUCCUGCUGAGAUGGCAACGUUUACUUUAGCAAAGUGUUUUAAUCUGAAUGUUUUUUUUUUUUAAUGAAUGGCAAAUGAGAUUGCACGUGUGAGAGACUAACUUUGGAUGCUGUGUGCAUAACGGCUUGCUGUUUAAGAAUGGAAUGCGUGUUGGACUAAUUCCUCUAAAUAUGCAAAACGCUUUUGGGUUUUCCCUCAUCCGCAGGUGUGUGCGCUGUCAAUAACGUUAGGCUAACUUAUUGCAGCCAACGACGUGUUAACAUUAGGUUCACCCACAUCAGAUGGCUUCAUUGUUGAAUGAAUGUUUUCAUAACAUGUCUGAAGCCAAGUUAUUAAUUCUGUGCAACACUUCAUGACGUGAGGACAUUCUUAAGAUUGAUAGUAAUCCCUGAUGCGCCAAGAUAGUUCUACGGUGACCGCCACAAUUGAUCAGUUGGAUGACUCCUUGUUGCUUGGCCAGAACUUGGAAUGUGAAGCAAGUGAUGAGUUUGGAUCAGGUCACAAAAGACCAGACGACUCGUUAAAGAACAUGCUCAGUGACAAAGAUCCUAUGUUCGGGUCUGCCAGCACACAGUUCCAUCUGCUGGACAAUGAUGAGUCUAACUUUGCCAACAUAACAGGUCACAGCAUGAGUGCAUCAGGACGCGGCCGUGGUGUCUCCAGGGGUCAGUCGGCUGGCGGCAGGAUGCUAAGGGGUGGCAGGAGAGGCUCAAGGGGUGGGAGGGGAGCGAGUGGUGCACCCAGGAAUGCUUCGAGCCCAGCAGAGCAAGGUGGCGGCAGAGGUUCAGGGAGAGGCGUGCGGGGAAGACGCACGGGCCCGGGCAGGAGAGGGGUUAGCAUCAGGAGGGCAGGAAGAGGCCGCAGAGCAGCGGACAGCAGCCCGCCAGGUUCCAGCUCCUCCGACGAUUCCCCCCGGCGGCGGAAGCGCGAGCUGCUUCUGAGCAGACGGUACAGCGCAAACGACGUCCCCCCCUCCAUGAACCCUGUUGUGGUGCUGAGGCGCCUGACCGUUACCGUCGGCGGCUUCCGCAUUGAGCUGCUCCCGGGACCGUCCCACCUGGCUGGCGUAGCGAGCCUCACCGUGGAUCAGGGCACACACGAGGGACUAGUGUGUGUGGACGGCAUGGGCGUCAGUGUGAACGCAGAGGACAUCAUGACUGCGGACAGCUCAGCAGUAGUGGAAGCCGCCCGGGACCCACGCACAGCUGCCCAGCAGAAGAAGGUGACGGUGGUCUCCGCUGGUGAUGCAGCAAUGGACCUCGGACCGUAUGUGAACCCUAAUGAAGUCCAAAACACCAAUGGUGCUCUAUUGCCGAAACCUGCUGCCAAGGUUUCUGCUUCGUUGGUCCCUAAAGCAGCCAGUGACCAAAAUGACCCUCCAAAGCCCAAGGCCAGCAAGAUGCAGGGGAAGAACAACAUGGCGCUGCCGGACUCGCCCACCAAGCAUUUCAAAUCAAAGGAGGCCUUGUCCUCCCCCAAACCCAAGCCGACAGUACCUGAGAAACCCGGUACUGCCAGAAAGAGCCUAAACCAUCCCCACCUGAAGAAGGUACCACCCCGAGGCAUGCUGAAGAACCCUGCGGACUUGAAAAGAAAGUUGCAGAACAAUGUAGCAUUGAAACGGCCUGGAGAGCCGAUUAAGGCUGGAUCUGUGCCUAAAGUGCAGAAGAUCAGGCAGGAAACUUCCACCAAGCAACCGGUCAAGCCAGGUGCACCCAGGCCUGAAAUCAACAAGCUGCAGCAGGCGCCAAGGCCACAGGGACCAAGGCCGCAGCCCCCUCCGCCUCAUCCUCCCUCUCUUCCUCCUCACCCCAGCGCCCAGCAGAGCCCCCACAAGCAGGCCGGCCUCCCCCAGAGGAAGCCUCCACAGAGCCCCUCGCUGGUCAAAAAGCUGGAGCAGGGAGCCCUGAAGGAGCUGGCUGAGAACGAGGAGCAGGAGCGCCACCGGCUACGCAAGGAGAAGGUCCUGCAGAAGCAGCGCAGUCGCAGCGCGCGCAGCGUCUCCGUGGAGGAGCCCGAGCUCUUCAUCCCCGACAAUGCCCCGCCCUCCGCCAAGAAGGAAACCGUGGAGGAAGAGCCCGCUGACGAGGCCCAGUGGGAUCCCAGCAAGCACUGCGGCCUCUGCAAGAAAGCCCACAGCAACAGGUUCAUGGUCGGUUGUGGGCGCUGUGACGACUGGUUCCAUGGCGACUGCGUGGGCCUGGACCUGGACAAAGUCCAGCAGAUGGAGCAGGAGGACCAAGAGUAUGUAUGCCUGCGUUGCUGUGAAGAUGAGGAUGCCACCCGCGCCGAGCCCAGUGCCUCGGACUCCGUCGCCAAAGACCACGCGCCCAAGAACGACGCCCAGCAGCCCUCCAAACACAAGCAGGGCCAAGGGGUCACCACGGGGGGAGUCAGACCAUUCAGAAAGGAUUCCACUCAUUCAGAAAGGAGGCAGUCAUCAGAAUCAAAAGAUUAUACACACAAAAGUGGAUCAACUGUAAAGACAGAGAAACAUAAAGCUAAAAUUUCAUCUGUAAGCAUGAAGCAACCAUCCACAGACCAAAUCCGACGGAAUGUCCGGCACACUCUGAAGGAUAUCCUUUUGAGCAGAUUGAAAGAUUCUGACCUCAAAGUUUCCUCAGAGAAGGUUGCUGAGGUGGCCAAGAAAACAGAAAAAGAACUCUAUUCAUUUUUUCAAGGCACAGAUAGCAAAUACAAAAGCAAAUACAGAAGCUUGACUUUCAACCUGAAGGACACCAAAAACAACGUACUAUUUAAACGUGUUCUUCUAGGGGAAAUCUCUCCAGGAGACCUCAUUCGUAUGAGCCCAGAAGAGUUGGCCUCUAAAGAAUUGGCUGCUUGGAGACAAAGGGAAAAUAGACACACUAUAGAAAUGAUCGAAAAAGAACAGCGAGAGGCAGAGAGGCGACCCAUCACUAAAAUCACCCACAAAGGAGAGAUUGAGAUCGAGAACCAGGAGCCAAUGAAAGCCCCCGAUGUCGUAGAAGUAGAGCCUGAACCAGUCCCCAAAGCUCCAGAAGAGCCAGAGGAGAAGCCCCAGGUGGCAGAGCCGGAGUCCCCUAAAGACGUCAAAGACACCACCAGCCUGCACAAGUCCCAUCUCUUUGAUCUCAACUGCAAGAUAUGUACUGGGCGAAUGGUUCCCCCUGUGGAGGAGCCGGUCACUAAGGUGGUUAAAGUAGCCACCACCGUUACGAAACGUCCAUCUACUUCGGAAGUCGAGGCUGCCCCCGCACCUUCAUCAGGGAUAACUGACGAACUUGACGCUUUAGAGGGCAGUCUUAUGACAUCCGGAAUCUUCUCCAGCUUUGAAGGACGAUCUGAAAGUCUGAGUAAUAAGGACGAUCCAGCAGCAUUUCUUGCCAACUUGGAAUGCCUGUGGAAUGGUUUUGUGGAUAUGGCCGCAGUAGCCAAGCUGUUAACAAAAGCCUAUCCAGUCUCGGGAACUUUGGACAAUUUAACUGAGGAUCUACCAGAGAACAUUCAAGUUGGUGGAAGGAUCUCACCACAAAUAGUGUGGGACUAUGUUGAAAAAAUCCGGGCCUCUGGAACAAAAGAGCUGUGUGUGAUUCGGUUCACCCCGGAGACAGAAGAAGACGAGAUAUCAUACACGUUACUUUAUGCUUACUUCAGCAGUCGGCGGAGAUAUGGAGUGGUUGCUAAUAACCGAAAGUUCGUUAAAGACAUGUAUCUCAUCCCGUUGGGUGCAACGGAAAAAAUUCCUCAUCAUAUUGUACCUUUUGAUGGUCCAGGAUUAGAGUCCAAUCGCCCAAAUCUUUUGCUGGGACUUAUUAUCAGACAGCGGCCAAAAAGGGACUAUGGUGCUAUUCUUCCCAUGCCUGCAAGUAGCCCUGCAGGUGUCUUACCUGAGACUGAAAAAACAGCUGAUCUGGUCACAAAACCAGCAAAGGUUCUGCAUGUGGAAAAUGACUUUGUCAGCUCUUUGAAAGUUCCCUCAGUAAAGGAGGCUACACCACAUAAGCCAUCAGAGACUGAUGAUCCAUUGGGGACUGACCCUAUAGUAACUGAGGACUCAGCCACAGACCUUGGUCUGCUGGAUUCAUCUAAACCACUUCGAUUCCUCCCUGGGGUACUCAAAUCUGCAUCAUCCAAGGCAAGCAAGUUGACUGUGACUGAGGAUGAAGCAAGCAUAGCACAGAUCAUCACAGGGCAUCAGGCCUUCCAGAGUGAUACCGGAAGUCAGGGAGGCCCGGUCAAACCCACCACGCCCACCACCCCUCUAAGUCGAUUUAUUAUAAAGAAGAAGGAUUCCAAAACUGUCAAAAUGGAAGCAGGUCCAUCCAGUGAGACAGUGAAAUCUGUUACAGAUUCCAAAACAAUCAAAUUGCAGGCAGAUCCAUCUAGUAAAUCUGACACAUCAGUCACUGAUUCUAAAUCAGUCAAGACUGAUACAAGUCCAUCCGUUAAAAUGGAAAAAUCGGUCACAGAUUCACAAUCGGCCAAGACUGAUGCAAGUCCAUCCAUUAAAAUGGAAAAAACAGUCACAGAUUCACAAUCGGACAAGAUUAAUACAAGUCCAUCCAGUAAAAUAGAAAAAAUAGUCGCAGAUUCACAAUCGGGCAAGACUAAUACAAGUCCAUCCAUUAAAAUGGAAAAACCGGUCACAGAUUCACAGUCGGCCAAGACUGAUGCAAGUCCAUCCGUUAAAACUAAAAAAAUUGACACAGAUUUCAAAUCAGCCAAGACAGAGGCAGGUCAAUCCAGCAACACUGUGGAAUCUGAGACUGACUCCAUAUCAGCUAAAAUCUUAGGAGGUCCAUCAAAUGACACUGAGAAGUCUGUCCUUGAUAACUUAAUAGGAAAACAGAAAAGUGAUGUGCCAAGCAGCACAUUGCUGGUGUCUCUGAAAGAUAAACCAGCAGAUGUUUCCACAGAGGUGUUUCUUGCCAGCCUCUCCUCACCCAAUAAACCUGAGCCCAGCACCUCUGAUUCAUCAAAAGAAGCUGACACACUGUCUAACAGUGUCAACUUGAGCCCAGAUAAACAGUCUAGUCCAGAUUCCACAACAGCUACUCUUUUGGACACUUCUGUUGAGGACAAACCUUCCACUACUUCAGCUAUCCCAGGAUUGUCCAGUCCAACAAGUAGUCCAAAACAGCCUUUUGCUGGUAUUUUAAAAAGCAGCUUAGAACAACCAAAACCAACCGAUGCAAAGAUGUCACCUCCUGAGCCUGAGGAUUCGGUUUCAGACAGAAAGCAUUCUGAGCAACCAGAUGCUCAGGAAGGGUCAAAAGACAACAAAAAUGAGGCUCUACAUUCAGCGUCUGUGCCUAGCUCCUCAGAUCUAUCUCCAAAAGAAUUCCAACCUUUGAGAGACAUCCAAAGCAUCAAGACCAUUUCUUCUAACUGCAAGAGCAAAGACCCUCUGUCACCGCGUCCCUCUCUUCUCAACUCUCCCCCUUAUUCCCCCCUGCUGUUCUCGGCCCACCACCUGCCCGGUUUCCUCCCCCAAGUGCUACGGGCCCAUUUCACCUCACCUCGCCACUGCCAAAUUACUCUGCCCACAAUCCUCCACCUUUUCUGCCACCACAAAUCUCUUCCAACAUGGGCUACCCGCCACCAGGGCCUCCAGCCAUGAUGUUUUCCCAGAGUCAGACUCCUUCCCCUUCUUGGACUCCAUCCGGCCCUCCUCUUCAGCCUGGCUUCCCCCCACCUCUCAACUUACUUCCGGGUCCGCCAUUGCCUUUUGGAACUCCAAGGUUUGCCGCCGAACCUGCGAAACCUGCCCACGUCUCGCCUAAAGAGAAAGGACCAGAUCAGCGCUAUCACGACCCCUGGGAAAGGCCGCGACGCUCUGAGGACAGCGGACACAAGAAGCAAGACCGGGAUCACCAUAGCCGAUCGAGGCAUAACUAUGAGAAGAAAAGCAGGCACCACGAUCGGGAUUAUGACCGAGAACGAGGAAAGCGUGAUCGGCGGAGCCGCAGCAGAACCAGGAGCAGAAGCCGAAGUCGGAGCAGAAGUAGAAGCCGGAGUCGGAGCAGAAGUCGGAGUCGAGACCGACACCACAGGGACCGGAGCAAGCACUCGAAGGAUGACCGCCAUUCGGACAGACGGAAAGACAGACAUAGUGAUGACUACAGUGGCCGUCACAAAGAUAAAGACAGGGACAAACACAGACGUGAUUCUGGACACGAGAAGGGAAAGAAGAGCUCAAGAGACAGACGCUCUUGAUUUUUACAAAUCAAAGCAAAAACAUUUGCUUUUAUGCCUUUUUCCUUACAAAAGCUUUUUUUAUUUUUCAGUACAAUAGAUCAAAUGUCUGUAGUUAUUGAUGUCCAAAACGUGCAGCUUUUUUUUAAAACAGACUUGAAAGAAAAACAAAGAAAAAAAAACAUUUUUUAGGUUGAGUUACAGAUUUUAAACUUUCAUUUUAAUGGUUUUGCUUGCACUGACCACAUAGGCAACUGUGAUUGCUCAUAUCUAUGAUACAGUCGACAAGUAACUUUCUUACUCUGCAUGACUCAUCUAAAUGCAAGUGGUCAAAAUUAACACAACGCUUCAAGAAGUCUACUACAAACAUGGAUUAUUUUUGUCAUGAAAGCAGUUUUUCCUCAACUGUUAUCUCUUUCUUGUUUGUAUUUUUAAAUGUCCCUUCCCGAAUGUCCUUUUCUUUUUUUGUUUCGAAUUGUUUUGAGAUAAUUAUUGUCUUUGUACAUCUUGGCUUGUCAUGCACAUUAGAAAUCAAGUGUGCAUUCAGCACCUUGUGUUUUUUCUGUACAGUUCAUAAUAAAGCUAAUCUUUUAUUGUU